This is a messenger RNA of Dromiciops gliroides (monito del monte), 354 nucleotides long. RefSeq names its product 40S ribosomal protein S15a-like. The transcript has a single exon. Lineage: Eukaryota; Metazoa; Chordata; Mammalia; Microbiotheria; Microbiotheriidae. The record is from RefSeq and is a predicted model, not a curated record. Gene Ontology annotation, cellular component: cytosolic small ribosomal subunit; ribosome. Gene Ontology annotation, biological process: translation. Gene Ontology annotation, molecular function: structural constituent of ribosome. The coding region runs from base 1 to 354 and encodes 117 amino acids.
AUGGUGCGCAUGAAUGUCCCGGUAGAUGCUCUCAAAAGCAUCAACAAUGCAGAAAAACAAGGAAUAUGCCAGGUUUUCAUUAGGCCAUGUUCUGAAGUAAUCAUCAGGUUCUUAACUCUCAUGAUGAAGCAAGGUCACAUAGGUGAAUUUGUGAUCAUCGGUGAUCACAGAACUGGAAAAAUUGUUGUGAAACUCACAGGCAGAUUAAAAAAGUGUGGUGUAAUCAGUCCCAGAUUUGAUGUUCAAUUGAAAGAUCUGGAAAAGUGGCAGAAUAAUCUGCUACCAUCCCAUCAGUUUGGGUUCAUUGUGCUUACAACCUCAGCUGGCAUCAUGGACCAUGAGGGAUCAAGAUGA